This is a messenger RNA of Debaryomyces hansenii CBS767, 939 nucleotides long. RefSeq lists its product as uncharacterized. The transcript has a single exon. The record is from RefSeq and is a predicted model, not a curated record. Lineage: Eukaryota; Fungi; Ascomycota; Pichiomycetes; Serinales; Debaryomycetaceae. The coding region runs from base 1 to 939 and encodes 312 amino acids.
AUGCUAAAGCUGUUUUCAAGAACAAUGACUGUAUUAAAGGUUGCAUAUAUCCCGGAGCACUUCUCUACGCCAUUAUUCUUUGCUCAACAAGAGAAUUACUAUGCAUCUAAAAAUUUAGAAAUCGAAUUCACCCCAGUUCCAGAGGGAACUGGUCGUUUGAUUGCAUUACUCAAUUCUAAUGAAGUAGAUAUUGCCAUAGGUUUAACGGAAGGCUUUGUUGCGGAUAUUGCAAAGGGUAAUGAGACGUAUAAAGUGGCUGGAACUUAUGUUGAAUCGCCAUUGUGUUGGGCAAUCAGUACCGGAUACAACAGAGAAGAUAUUACCAAGCUGGAAGACUUGGCUGGUAAAAAAAUUGGGGUUUCGAGAAUUGGCUCAGGCUCCUAUAUCAUGAGUUUUGUCUUAGGACUCCAAUUGAAGUUCCCAUCUCCAUUCUUCAGCGACCACCCAACUUGUUCAAAUUUUAAAAAUUUACGUGAGUCUGUCAGCCACACAUACGAGGACGAAAGUAAAUUCAGUGAUGCGUUUAUGUGGGAACAUUUCACCUCUAAGAAAUACUAUGAUAACAAAGAGAUUAAGAAGAUUGGCGAGAUUUACACCCCAUGGCCUUCGUGGGUUGUUGCUGUGCGUGAAAACGUAUUGAAGAACAAUUACGAAGACAUCAAGAAUUUCACUGCUUGUGUUAAUGAGGGGGUUAAGCAUUUCCUUGAAAAUCCGGAUAAGGCCACAUCCUACAUUUCUACCAACUUGGAUUACUCCGAAGAAGACGCAAAAGCCUGGUUAAAGACCGUGAAAUUUAACGAAUCUCUCGGCCAGAGUGAAAUCGACUGGGAAUCAGUAGUCAACAACACAUCCAAGGUAUUAAAAACUGCCGGUGUUUUAACCGAUAGUGACCAACUUAUCCAAGAUAGAUUAGAAAAGGGGGUAAUCAAAAAUUUAUAA